UCACCAGCAUAAUUGAGCCCCGUCACUCGUCAAGGAGAGAAAAAAAAGACACAAUUCAAUUGGCGUUGCUCAGUCAUGGGAUUGAUGGAUUUCACCGCUCGAUACUGAUACGAGAUUUGGCCUUUGGCAUAGCUUUCUUCUUGACCUCGCAGCAAUCACUAUCAAGUUGACGGCAUUUACAGCUCCAGCUAUGCAGAAGCUGAGGGUGUAUGCGGCCUUGUGGCUGGUCAUGGUGACCGGCUCCCUUGCUCUGGGAGUUCACGGAUCCAUUCGAAGCAUCAUGUAUCUCACAGGACAACAUGUUGUCGUCCCGUCGGAUGAGUAUCUUGUGAAUUCCAUCACUCAUGUGAUUUUGGCAUUCAUGCGCUCAGAUGUCUUUAAUGUAAACAAGACACCGGCAGAUUUCCCCUUGUUUACAACAGUGGAUACAGUUCGACAGCAGUUCAACCCGGAUACCAAAAUCAUGGUGGCAAUUGGAGGCUGGGGAGACUCCAAAGGGUUCGAAGAGGCUGCACAUGACGACUCAUCAAGGAAGAGGUGGGCUACUCAAGUCAAAGCCAUGGUGGACCUUACAGGCGCCGACGGCGCCGAUAUUGACUGGGAAUAUCCGGGUGGAAACCGUGACGACUAUAAGCUUAUUCCCAAUUCACAACGCCGGUGGGAGAUUGAAGCAUUCGUCCUCCUCCUUGGAGAACUUCGCUCAGCUCUAGGGACAGGGAAAUUGCUGUCAAUUGCAGUGCCGGCUCUAGAACGGGAUCUGAUGGCCUUUACAAAUUCGACUAUUCCAACCAUUUCGAAACACGUUGAUUUCAUCAGUGUGAUGACUUACGAUAUGAUGAACCGACGUGAUACUGUUGUCAAGCAUCACAGUGGCGUGGCCGAGUCGUUGGAAGCAAUGAAGCGUUAUAUAGACCGCGGUGUACCUCCAAACAAAUUGAACUUCGGACUUGGCUAUUAUGUCAAGUGGUUCAUGACGGAAAAUUGCGACAAUCAGCACCCAUUGGGAUGUCGCACUCAAUUAUUGGAAGAUCCGACUAAUGGAGCCGACCUGGGUAGGACGGGUGCUUUCAGCUGGCAUGACGAGGUUCCGUCAGAACUGGCAAGUUCUUUUGCAAAAGCCCAAGCGCUGGGCGACUAUGGUGAUGAUGGAAGCUACGGGUAUUGGGAUGCUGAAGAGAAGAGGUGGUGGUCAUACGAUAGGCCAGAGACGAUCAAGACCAAGGUGCCUCGGCUUGUCGGCGAGCUGCGGCUUGGCGGAGUGUUUGCGUGGGGAUUGGGCGAGGAUGCUCCGCAGUUUAAUCAUCUGAGGGCGACUGUCGAGAGCGUCCAGGCCUUGAGCGGAGAUGAUAAUCAGAAAGACGAGCUAUAGAGCCUAUACAAGCACUAAAGCUGUUUUGAUGUCAUCCAGACCGGACCAACAAGUCUAUACGCACAACUUGGCGUUUCUGUUCCUGAAUCCCUCUUGAAAUCUUCGCCACGUGCGUGCAUCAGAGAACAUUGAGCUAUGAGCUAGAAAAUGUAACGCUCCGGCUAAAUUCUGCAUCACGGCC
Molecule: messenger RNA, 1550 nt
Organism: Trichoderma harzianum CBS 226.95
Lineage: Eukaryota; Fungi; Ascomycota; Sordariomycetes; Hypocreales; Hypocreaceae
Product: glycoside hydrolase family 18 protein
Exons: 3
Coding region: 191-1369 (392 amino acids)
Biological process (GO): carbohydrate metabolic process; chitin catabolic process
Cellular component (GO): extracellular region
Molecular function (GO): chitin binding; chitinase activity
Source: RefSeq, a predicted model, not a curated record